Messenger RNA from Prorocentrum cordatum, 306 nucleotides. NCBI's taxonomy places the organism in Eukaryota, Dinophyceae, Prorocentrales, Prorocentraceae. The record is from the annotation of a GenBank genome assembly.
AUGGCAAAAGGUUGCGCUGCCAUGGACACAGACUCAUACUGCCCCAAGAGUCUCAGGAUCCCGCCUGAGAACACCUGCAGAACAGUGAGGGGUAUACAUGUGAUCGUGAGGAACACAGUGGCCCUCUGGCAGUGCAGGGCGUGCAGGUCAAGACGGCCAGCGCCCUCGGCCUGCGGCGCAAGCGUGUGUAGCGCCGACGUCAGACCCCAGGCGAUGGCGAAGCAAGCGGAGAAGAACUGGCGGCCCAACGCCGCCGCUGCCAGGUCAUCCUGCGCGUGGGGCAGGUGCCCGAUGAAGCCCAUAUAA